Messenger RNA from Cinara cedri, 345 nucleotides. The record is from the annotation of a GenBank genome assembly. NCBI's taxonomy places the organism in Eukaryota, Metazoa, Arthropoda, Insecta, Hemiptera, Aphididae.
AUGCGUGUUGCUGAUGAGGGCGUCAUGAACCUAGGGUUCAAAUUCAUCCAUAAACUUGACCCAGGUUCUCACAUUAAUUAUGUUUGUUGUAAGGGUUUUAAAACCCUUAGAUUCAUAAUGAAAUUGUCCAAGAAUAUUCGUUCUAGAAUGUUUAUUAAGGCACUUUUUUAUGAGUUAGUUCGUCCAAUUCUCGAGUAUGAUGCGGAUGUAUGGGAUCCUCAUACUGCAAAUGACUCGUUGCAGCUUGAAAGGGUACAGCAACGGUUUAUGCGGUUCGCCUGUAAUUUGUUGCAGAUCCCAUGUGAGCCCUAUGACUAUACCCCUUUGUCUGAUUUACUCAAUUAA